AUGGCGUCGACAUCGAGGCAUGCCUCUUCUUCCAGGCUCGACGAUGCCGAGCCCUUCCCUACCAUGGAGGUCACCUCGCUCGAACGCCCGUCCGCGGGCAAGCGACGAACCAGCUUCGGCCAAGGCGCGCCACGCAAGCCCGUGUCCCGCAGCAGGAAAGCGGUCGCCGCUGUCACGGGUGCCGUCACAACCUCUUUCCUCAUGACUCCCUUUGACGUGAUUAAAACGCGGCUGCAAACGCAGAGCAGUGCAGAGCCCCUCUUCUUCCCUUCGCAGCACCUCGCUUCGGCUGCCGCCACACCGACUUCUUCGUCCCCAGAUUUAGGAAAGGGUAAACACGUUGCCCGCGGGCAAAAAUCUGGGCUCGCUUCUGGAGGUCUGCAGGCACAUCCGGCAACCUGCUGCCAACAGACGUUCUUCACCUCGAAUCGACAACCGGAAUCCGUCCUCUGCCGCUAUGAUCCUCGACAGGCGUCCGCAGCCGCAGCUUCAACUACCUCCGCAUCUUCAGCAUCUACAUCUGCAUUCUUCACACCAGCGUCUUCCUCCAAAACGUCGACGAAUCGAUCGGCUCCGAGAUCCACCUCUUCUCGCUUUGGUCGCCACACCACGUCGUUCGCAGCAUCUUCGAAUGCUCCGCGGUCCAGCGUCCGCAUCCUUCCUUCGCCACCACCGGCACCCGUCGGCUACCUUCAUCCGACGCCUUCCGCCGUCACUGCGAACGGCUCGUCCUCGUGCGCUUGUGCGUUCCCAAACGAAACCGUCGCUGCAAGGGAGCUCAAAGCUGCAGCAGCAAAGCAGGGUCGUUUGACGGGUCUAUGGGACGGAGUUGUCAAGGUCGGCAAAGCCGAAGGCAUUCGCGGUUUGUGGCGCGGGUUGGCACCGACACUCAUGAUGACGGUGCCUGGCCAAGUCACCUACAUGUCGUGCUACGACUUCUUCCGCACACACCUGCUCGCUUCGGAAGACACAAGUCAGAUUCAACGCGCAUUCCAGGAAGGCUCGGCCGCUAACGGUCGAGAGCUUGGUCUUGCCGGCAAAACGCCCUCCUUGUCGGCAGUCACGGCUCAGUCGCUCUACGCAUCCUUGCUGGCGGGCGCGCUUGCACGCGGUAUCUCUGCUACACUCGUCACGCCGCUCGAGCUCAUCCGUACGCGUUUGCAGGCGAGUUCGCGGUCUCAAGCUUCGCUCUCGUCCAUCUUGCGCGGGUUGUGGGUCGAGAUGCGUACCACGUCGUUGCGCACCGGCGGAGGACCGUUGAUUCUGUGGCGCGGUCUGACGCCAACGUUGUGGCGAGACGUACCGUUCAGUGCGAUCUACUUUGCUGGGUACGAAGCCAGCAAGCGGUCGCUCACGGGUGGCGGGUUGGGCGAGGGCAACGCGGCAGGCUCAGGUGAAGAGUUUGGUGUGGCGUUCGUCUCCGGUGCUCUGUCCGGCUCAUUCGCUGCUGUUCUGACGCAUCCGUUUGAUGUGAUCAAGACGCGGCUGCAGACACAAGGUUCUCCGAGGGAAUCGGUUGGGAGGCUGUCCGGUUCGUUGCGGGGUCAGGCAGCGGGAUACGAGGGGAAUGUGUGGAAGGCGAUGGGUCAGAUUGUUAGGGAGGAAGGCAGCAAAGGGUUGUGGAAGGGGUUGAGCCCGAGGACGGCCAAGGUGGCGCCAGCGUGUGGCGUCAUGAUUGCUAGUUUUGAGGUCGUCGGCAGGGCGUUGGCUGAUCUCGAUAUCUGA
Pseudozyma hubeiensis SY62 is the source of this 1725-nucleotide messenger RNA. RefSeq lists its product as hypothetical. The transcript has a single exon. The coding region runs from base 1 to 1725 and encodes 574 amino acids. Lineage: Eukaryota; Fungi; Basidiomycota; Ustilaginomycetes; Ustilaginales; Ustilaginaceae. The record is from RefSeq and is a predicted model, not a curated record. Gene Ontology annotation, biological process: mitochondrial transmembrane transport.